This is a messenger RNA of Aplysia californica (California sea hare), 1639 nucleotides long. RefSeq names its product cyclin-dependent kinase 18. Lineage: Eukaryota; Metazoa; Mollusca; Gastropoda; Aplysiida; Aplysiidae. Gene Ontology annotation, cellular component: cytoplasm; nucleus. The record is from RefSeq and is a predicted model, not a curated record. Gene Ontology annotation, molecular function: ATP binding; protein kinase activity. Gene Ontology annotation, biological process: protein phosphorylation.
GUCUGGCUCGGGCCAAGUCAAUACCCACCAAGACCUACUCCAACGAGGUGGUCACACUGUGGUACAGACCUCCUGAUGUCCUGCUGGGGUCUACGGAGUACUCCACACCUAUCGACAUGUGGGGCGUGGGUUGUAUAUUCUACGAGAUGGCAUGCGGCCGGCCGCUGUUCCCGGGCUCCACUGUGGAGGACGAGCUACACCUCAUCUUCAAGACGCUCGGGGUGCCCACGGAGGACAGCAUGCCCGGCAUCUCAAAGAACGAAGAGUUUUUCAACUACGACUUCCACACCUCGCCUGUGGACAGUUUGAUCACAAUAGCUCCCAGACUUGAUGCUGAUGGUCUGGAUUUAUUAGCAAAAUACUUAAAGUACAAUCCUGCCACUCGCAUUUCUGCCCCCGAUGCCAUGAAACAUUCAUUCUUUGACGGCCUGGGACCCGCCGUCCACAAGCUGCCUGAUACUGUCUCAGUGUUCACCGUCCCUGGUAUCUCGUUGCACCGUGACCCCGGCAUGAGGUCUUCGUCUCUAGCGACCACAGGUAAACUCCGGAGACAGAGCAUGCUGUUUUAAGCCAGGGUUUAUUAGCAUAGCAAAAUCACGGAUGGACUCUGAUCACAGACCUGCACUGGUGCGGAGGUCGUGAAGAUCAACAAAGUGGACGUACCCUUGUCUGAUGAAAACUUCACACUUCUCACCUUGUAGUUCAUGCUGUCAUUGGGCAACAACCCUUCCUUCCACUGUCCGCUUGUCUUAAUUUUUUUUAACGUUUGAGUCGAGAAAAAGAAGACAAUGCUCUAUGGUGUCUGUGGCUGGUCAGAUGUUUAUACUUUUGACUGUCACAGCUUUGGAUCAUUAAGUGUUGUGGGUCACUCUCAUUGAUGGUGUGUCAAGGCUCUUGGGGGGUCAGAGUCAGUCUGUGUCAGUGGUUAGAGUCUAUCUUUUUGGGCAAUCUGUGCCAGUCUACUUUUGAGCUGUGAGAGAUCUGAGCAAUGAUGUGGCACAUGUGUGCGUGUCGCGCACUGCCUGGUCUGUGAGACUGACACAGUGAUGUGUCAAUGUGUGUGUGUACACCAGGUUGACUGUGUCACAUACUGCCUGGUCCGUUAGACUGACGCAGUGAUCUGGGUCCCACGCAUUACUCUGGCUGAGCAGGUUAAGGCAGACGUUGCUUAAGAGGUUGAAUAACAAAAAUAGGAGGGAGGGAGGGGGAGUGUCAAAGGAUUGGGCUCAGGCUCGAAGUCGGGAAGUUAUGAUUUUUAUAUGUAGAACAGCCAGCCAAAACUAUUUGAUAAUUUUGGGGAAUGUGGAGAGGUAUCCCCCCAGUAUACUUUUCAAGGUUUUGGCUUCAGGGUUCAGUUUAUGAAUAGACAUCUGUGAAUAGAGAAAUGUUUUGAACAAACUGUUCCUUUGAACUGGACAGGGCAGUGGUCACAAUUGUCGUGUGAACAUGGCCAGAUAUCUCUAGAGUUGCUCCAUGUUGGGGCAGUAUAAUCCUCACAGCCAGUUUCACCCAAGGACCAAGAUGUGUAAUCUUUUCAGAUAUAAAGCAUGUUAAUAUGUUUGAAUGUAUCUGUAAUUUGUGUGUGUGUGUGUGUGUGUGUGUGUUUGGGUGAAAUAAGGAGGGAAAAAAAAGAAAGAAA